This is a messenger RNA of Acromyrmex echinatior (Panamanian leafcutter ant), 1998 nucleotides long. RefSeq names its product odorant receptor 13a-like. NCBI's taxonomy places the organism in Eukaryota, Metazoa, Arthropoda, Insecta, Hymenoptera, Formicidae. Gene Ontology annotation, biological process: detection of chemical stimulus involved in sensory perception of smell; sensory perception of smell. The record is from RefSeq and is a predicted model, not a curated record. Gene Ontology annotation, cellular component: plasma membrane. Gene Ontology annotation, molecular function: odorant binding; olfactory receptor activity.
AUGUCGGAUGAUGUUUGGAAUGAUGAUAUCGCUUAUGUGUUCUCUACUCAUAGAACAUUUAUGCAAAUACUCGGUAUAUGGCCGUUACAAAAGAGGACGAUAGUCACGAUAAUCCAAUGGAACGUAAUGAUAUUUCUACAGCUUUCACCACUCAUCUUCCUGUUUAUGGAAUUCACUGGAAAUAAUGGUGAUACCGGAUCAAAUAUAGAUGCCAUAAUAUAUCUUUCAUGUACAUUGAAUUUAAAUUUGAAAUAUAUCGCUAUUGCUGCCAACGGAGGAAAGUUAACUAAAAACAUUAAGGCUGCUGUUGCUGAUUGGGUGUCUGCAAAGAAUGAUGAGAAAUCGUAUAAAAUCAUGAAGAAAUAUGCAUUUAAAUCCAGAUUGUAUACUCUUUUGAUGUUGUAUUCAUCUUUCGUAUGUGGUUCCCUCUAUCUGCUGUCCGUCUUAGUUAUGAACUUAAUAGAAAUAUUUUUACAAGAUCAAAUGAUGAACGUAUCAAAUGGAUUACGUAUAAUAUUUUGUUUAAAACAUCACUAUUAUGUCGAAUUAAUGAAAAGUAUUCUAGUUUUAAACUAUAUGCUUAUGGAAUCGCUGUUGUAUUGCUAUGGCGGUGAUUUUAUACAAAAAGGAAGUGAAGAUAUAUUCCAUGCAAUGUUUAAGGCUUCCUGGUUUACACUUCCCGCAACGAUGAUGAAGGACUUGAACUUUGCUAUGAUGAGGUCAAGCUAUCCGUUUCGUUUCACUGGUGGAAAAUUUUUCUACACCAAUUGCGAGGCAAUUGUGUUGGUCAGUGCGGAAGGACUAGAUGCAUAUAGACGUAGUAAUUUGCUUCGGGGCAAAAGUAAGCCAUCGACCCGAACAAUAUCCGGUCACGCAGGACUACAAUUUUUCUUUUUGAGGUCGAAACCAACUAAUACAUUGCCGAACAUGAAGACAAAUUGGAACAGUGAUAUAGAUUAUGGUUUCUCUACGAUAAAAUCGAUGAUGUGGAUACUUGGUUUAUGGCCUUUACAGCAGGAUAAUGUAGUUUACACGAUUCAGUGGUUCAUAAUAUUUAUAGCAGGGUCUCUCACAAUGAUCAACGUGCUGGUAGAACCUUUCAAGAGCUGUGAUGCUGUUAGAGACGGUUUGGAUAUUCUUCGUCUAAUAGAAAGCUGUAUGCAUGCAUGGUCGAACAUUGUUUUUCUACGAAUUUACAUGAAAAAGAUUGCCAUUAAUCUCAAUUCCGCGAUCGACGACUGGUCGUCUUCGUCUAUGAAAAAAGAGUCGCGCAUGGUGAUGAUGGAAUAUGCACGUGCAGGACGUCUAAUCGCCCUGACUCACUUAAUCGUUGGAACAACAGCAUGCUCCUUAUGGUUCAUAUCCGUCUUCCUCAGCAAUAAACAAGAGGCUGCAAUUAUAGAUAAUGAUACUGUAGCUACGUGGAAUUUUGUCAUUCCAUCAACGUGUCUGUACAAAGAGAUUUCGUAUUCCACGUACAAAAUAUUGUUUAUAAUGCAAGUAAUACAAGGAGCUUUGAUAUUGAUAUCAGAAUGUGCUUGCGACAGUUUUUUCUUCGGCAUUACUAUGCAUCUUUGCGGUCAACUAGAACUUUUGGGGAUACAAUUUACGAAGAUUAACAAGAUACAUUACGACGAAAAGCGUCAUAGAAAUGUUUUAGAACCAUUGGUCAAAAGACAUUGCCAGUUGAUAGCAUUGACCAGGAAUAUUGAAGAUGCUUUUAAUAUCAACAUUUUACUACGACUUUUAAUAAUUAGCGUAGUUAUUGCAACCUCAGGAGUAGAGCUUCUUUUAUCAAUCAAGCAACAAGAUUACAAGGAAAUGAUAAAAAUGUUCAUGUGCAUUCAAUUUUAUAUGAUACAAACCUUUUUGUAUACGUAUGCCGGCGAUACUUUGAAGAAUCGAAGCGAGUCAAUUGUCUACACUAUAUACAGCAUCGCAUGGGACGAAAUGUCACCUGUCAUGGUGACAAUUAACAAAUCAGAAAAUCCUCAAUAA